UUUUCCAGGAAGCAUUUGAGAACGAGCGGCCAUGUGGGGUGUGGCGUCGCGUGCGUUCGAGAUGGACCUCCGCCGUCCGGAGAUGGUUACCAGUUUGCUCGAUCUUCUGAGUGAGGCACUGGAGCAGGCAACUUUUUGCCGCAUCGUAUCGAUCUUCCAGUCGAGCGGAUGGGGAAAAUCGAGGACCAUUUGUGAGCUGUGUAGGGAGGAUGUUUGGGUAGUGUAUUGCUCAUUUGCGCAGGGGACAGGAUAUCCCAGACGUUCUCCGAUAGCCGCGUGGUUUCUAGAGAGAGUGAACUCAGUUAUUAGUUCAGAAAAGGAGGGGCAGCUAUCUUGCAUGGCAUUCUGCCUGGCCUACUUCGAGGCGGUCCUGGAAGAGUUCCUCAUAGUGGCUCCAUCGCUAACACCGGAAAAAUUUGUCAAGAUCCUGUAUAGAAGUGGGGAUACGGACGAGGACGGCAAGGCUAGCUUUCCUUAUCCAGAGCAAGGCAUCCGGUUCUGGGACGCUGUCAAAGUGAGAGUGGAGCAGCUGCUACCGGUGUAUGUUGGUGAGGGCCUUUAUCAAUCCAAAGGCGACACCAGCGGGGAGUGCUGGAAAGAUUGGGAAGAGCGGGCUGCCCGUCGAAUGGAACCAGUGGUGGAGAAGUUGGAAAGGUUUUCACCAGGCAGCAACAAGUUGAAGGUACUCUUCGUCUUUGACGAGGCAAGGAUCCUAGUACCGGAGCUGCUUGAUAAGAAUGUGUUCUUGCCCCUGCGAAGAGCCACUUCCGCAUUUAGGCAAGGUGACGGGGUUCUUGCGCUCUUUGCUGACACGGCCAAGAUAGGAAACUUCGCUGGGGAAAUAUGGAUGGACCCCUCUGACCGUCUGCCGGGUACGAAUCUGAGGCUGGCUACUCCAAUCUGGGCCUGUUUCUGGGCGGAUCAUGGCAUAGUAGAUUGGAACACUAUCUGCAGGCAGCAUGACAUUCCCGAAGAUGACGUUUUGUCUGAAUAUUGGCCUCUGAGGUACGGUAGACCCCUGUGGUGGUCGACGUUCAGGGGUGGCCUGGAGCGAUAUUCAAGCGCUAGGGCCCUGACGAAUGUUUUCAACCUCGCCCGUGACAAGCUACUGGGUGGAAGAGGAGGCUGGUCCAAGUAUGCUCUCUCCCCCAGUUCACAAGAUAGCCGCCUCAAAGAGGAGGCGGCACUAGCUGUGGUGGGUUCAAGGUGCGCCAUCCAUAUUGAUCCACACUGUGCUGUGGUUUCCACACUGGUGGCAAGCUACCUGAUGACAGUAAUCAAGGUGAACGAGACUCGGGAGUGCCUGUGGGCAGGCUGGCCUAUGGAACCAAUUCUUGCAGGCGCUGCAGCAGAUAUUAUGCGAGAGUUGGACAGGCGGCAAAGGAACAGGGAGCUUUACUUCCCGCUCGCAAUGGCUUUCAAGAGUGGAUGGGUGUCCAAGGGGUACAGAGGCGAGCUUGUAGCCAGGAUUAUCAUGCUGCGAGCUCUUGACAAGGCGAGCAUGAAAGCCAGGAGGAGCUGGUGCACAGUCGAUGAGUUCGUGGAGGAACUUGUGGGAAAGUCAUUGUUGCGGCUUGCUCGUGAGCAGGACAACCAUUACGAGUUCAUAUGUCAGAAGAAGCAGAAGGUUGAGGGGAAUGGGAUCAAGUUCCUGACCAACGAGGUGCAACAAGUAGCGGCUUCUAAGCUUUGCAUAACCUCGUUCCACAAGAUUCACAAGAAGAGCCACGAGUUGUCGCAGCAAGACUUGCGGGCGGCUUCUGAAAGAAGAUGUGCCGUAGUAGCUGACGACAAUACGUGGGGUGUUGACCAUUUCAUUGCUGAUGCGGAGGGGACUGUGAAGGUGCACAAUCAGGUGAAGGCCAAAGAUUCAGACUAUGGCCUCAUUGAUCUGGCCAAGGAGUCUCCUGCCUUUUGUGGGCUGCCCAACACCGGCCCAUUUCUGAGCCUUCACAUGAACGUACUCGGGGAUGGUGACAAGGUGACUUUGGUGGAUCCUCACCGUGUGGAGCAAGCUGUGCGUGGACAAACGAAGAGCAAGGUGCUUGAGGCUGUGCUGGAGAGCGAGGCCCAAGCAAAAACAGGAGGCUCAAAACGGAAAUUAUGGGAGAAGCAGCGGACAAGAACCCGAGACUGUUUGAGUCUUGGAAGUCUUGGCUUGACAUGCCUCGGGGGAAUCAAGUCAUCUUGAAAGCAAAUGGGCUUGGAGCAUUCAAGCAGCUCUUGGGGCAUGAUAUCUUUGGCUUGCUGCAGGAGAUGAUGGUGUCUGCCUCGGUACUAGAUCCGUUGCAACCGUUUGAUAGGAUGCAGACGAAUAGUGUAGACAGCAUGUUCCCUGUUGUGAACGUCACUCGCUAGACUGAUGGCUCGCUUUCAUCGUAGUGUUUCAGGUUACAACUCUUGAU
Messenger RNA from Selaginella moellendorffii, 2405 nucleotides. RefSeq lists its product as uncharacterized. The transcript is spliced from 2 exons. Lineage: Eukaryota; Viridiplantae; Streptophyta; Lycopodiopsida; Selaginellales; Selaginellaceae. The record is from RefSeq and is a predicted model, not a curated record. The coding region runs from base 32 to 2191 and encodes 719 amino acids.